AUCAAAAAGUUAGGAAGAUCUUGCUCAGAAUCGCUGCCGCCAUGGCCAGUCAGUUGCAGGGGAUUCAGCAGCUGCUGCAGGCCGAGAAGCGGGCCGCAGAGAAGGUGUCUGAGGCCUGCAAAAGAAAGAACCGGAGGCUGAAGCAGGCCAAAGCAGCAGCUCAGGCUGAAAUUGAACAGUACCACCUGCAGAGGGAGAAAGAGUUCAAGGCCAAGGAAGCUGCGGCACUGGGAUCCCAUGGCAGUUGCAGCACCGAAGUGGAGAAGGAGACCCAGGAGAAGAAGACCAUCCUCCAGACCUACUUUCGGCAGAACAGGGAUGAAGUCUUGGAUAACCUCUUGGCUUUUGUCUGUGACAUUCAGCCAGAAAUCCAUGAAAACUACCGCAUAAAUGGAUAAAGAAGAGAGAAGCACCUGUUCUGUGGAUUGGCAUUUUAGAUGCCCUCAUGGAAUAUGAAGCUUUAGUACAGCUCUAGUUAUCUUCUUAUGAAAUGGCAUUAAAUUAUUUCCGUGUAUUAUGUAGUAGGUCCUUCCACUUUUUGGAGAAUAGCAACUCUAGCUUUUUUGUACAGACUUAGAUUACCUAAAAAAUUUCAUCUUUUAACCUCAUAUUUCUUAGGAAUUUAAUGGGCACAUGUUGUCUUUUUUCCUAUGCCUUUCAGCUCAAGCAACAUGUACAUCAGUGUUGACUUUUUCUUUCUUAGAUCUGGUUU
Callithrix jacchus (white-tufted-ear marmoset) is the source of this 712-nucleotide messenger RNA. NCBI's taxonomy places the organism in Eukaryota, Metazoa, Chordata, Mammalia, Primates, Cebidae. The record is from RefSeq and is a predicted model, not a curated record.